Leptinotarsa decemlineata (Colorado potato beetle) is the source of this 1688-nucleotide messenger RNA. RefSeq lists its product as uncharacterized. Gene Ontology annotation, molecular function: DNA-binding transcription factor activity, RNA polymerase II-specific; RNA polymerase II cis-regulatory region sequence-specific DNA binding; zinc ion binding. Gene Ontology annotation, cellular component: nucleus. Lineage: Eukaryota; Metazoa; Arthropoda; Insecta; Coleoptera; Chrysomelidae. The record is from RefSeq and is a predicted model, not a curated record. Gene Ontology annotation, biological process: regulation of transcription by RNA polymerase II.
CAGUCAUUUAAAAUUGUAUUCAAAAAUUGGAAUGAUCAAAACAAAUAAUUAUAAAAUUAUUUCCAAUAUGAACAAUAUAUGUAGAACUUGUGUUACUGAAAGUGUAACGUUAAGUAAAAUAAAUGAAACUGACAUAACUGUUGGAAGUAAUUCUAUGUCAGUGAUGAAAUUGUUGAAUAUUUUCACUUUCAUAGAGCUAAACGAGCGAUUUCCAGAUCUAAUAUGUGUAAAUUGUCUGGACAAAGUUACCAAUUUUUACAAAUUCAAAAUUCAAUGUGAUAAUUCCAAUGGUUUACUUGAGCAGUAUUUGAAAGUCAAAAGUGAACCCCAAGUUAAAGACUGCACAGACAGAGAUUCAUCCGAUAUUGAUUACGGUGGAAAUGAUAUAAAGAAGGAAUCUCAUGAAUGUGAUAAAGCAUCAACACCUGACAAAAGGAGUACUUCAACUGAUAAAGCAGACGAAAACACCAACAGCUUUUUCCCCUGUGAGGAGUGUGGAAAAUCUUUCAAAACGCGUAACAGUUUGAGGGUACACAAAAAGUGCUAUACAUUAGGGCGUUUUUCGUGUGAUUUAUGUACUGAGAAAUUUGUUGCAAAAUGUGGGCUGAAUCGUCACUUGAAAAUAACCCACAAAAAAGCGAAAAAAGAAUCAGACACUGUGGAAACGACCGAACAAAUAAACUCCUAUUUCUGCAGUACUUGCAAUAAAAUGUUCAAAUCAAAAUAUAUUCUAUCGGUACAUGAAAAACGUCAUUUACAUAAAGGCCACUUCUUGUGUCCAGUAUGCGGGAAAGGCUUCAAUUCCAAAGGUUGUUUGAACAGGCAUAAUCGCGUACACACUGGGGAAAAAAAAUAUGAAUGCCGUGUCUGCCAUAAAAAAUUUCCCUCUUCAAAUAAUCUCAAUCUUCACUUCCGAAUUCAUAGUGGGGUGAAACCGUAUCUAUGUACAAUAUGUGGAAAAUCGUUCACACAUCCAACUGGAUUAACUUACCAUACCAGAACUCACACCAAAGAGAAAAACUAUCACUGUGACAUGUGCGAUAAAUCUUUCGCAAUCCAGUGUCACUUGGAUAAUCAUCGAAAACGACAUACAGGUGAAAGGCCUUUCGCUUGCGGGCAAUGUGAAAAGGCUUUCAUAAAAAAGGUGGAUCUACAGAGACACGAAGCAGUCCACGGAGGAAUCAAACCUCACGUUUGUAAUGUCUGUGACAAAGAGUUCUUGAGGCCAUUACAUUUGAACUACCACAUGAUGAUACACACUGAAGAAAGACCCCACAAGUGCGCCUACUGUGGCAAGGGGUUCAUCAGAAAGUAUUACUUGAAGGAUCAUAUGAAGAAACACCAUGAUGUAACAGACUUCAACAGUCUCAAGAGAGAAUUUUAUGUUUCAUAACAAAAACAAUAUUCAUAUCGUUUAUAUUUAUUUAGUAGUUGUUUCUUAAUCAUAUGUACAUGUUUUCAAAAAAUUAUAUGAUCACAUGACUAUUAAAUACACACUGUAGACAUCUUUGAAUUUACAAAGUUACUUCUUCAGCUAGUUCUAUCAUCUCUAGUAAUCUCAUGAUGUUGCUUACUUGGCUAGUGAAACGUUUGUUGAGAAACAGUAGUUUGUUCUGCUGUGGUAAAAGUGAUUUCAUUUUAUACAGUUGGUAUGUUAUAUUCAUGCUUGUUGCUGUGUUACCUUACAG